Peromyscus maniculatus bairdii (prairie deer mouse) is the source of this 1501-nucleotide messenger RNA. Lineage: Eukaryota; Metazoa; Chordata; Mammalia; Rodentia; Cricetidae. The record is from RefSeq and is a predicted model, not a curated record.
CUUGCUUUGCGCGUGCGCACCAAUUCCGGCGCGGCGCCGAGGUUCCGGUCAUCUGGCUUCCGCCAUCCGAGAUAACCCCUGUGCGGGCCAACCCUUAGCGCCUGCGCAGGCGGCGGCGUCCGUCCAUCACCAUGGCAGCAUUCGCUGGGGGCCCGGGGUCCUGGAGUGAAAACAUACUGGAUUAUUUUCUCAGAAACAAUCAGAUCAGGACAGAAGAUGGCGCUGAGAUCAUCUGGUAUCACGCAGCUAACCACAAGUCCCAGAUGCAUGAGGCACUGAAGAGUGCUGCCCACAUGAUAGAGGCUGAUGUCCUUCUUCCUAGUGAUGGAUCAGAGCAUGGCCAGCCGAUCAUGGCCCACCCUCCUGAGACAAACAGUGAUAACACUCUGCAGGAGUGGCUGGCUGAGGUCAUGAAGACCAACAAGGGCAUCAAGUUGGAUUUCAAGAGUCUGGCGGCCGUCAGAGCAUCCAUGCUGUUCCUGCAGAAUGUAAGGCAGCACCUGCAGCGUCCUGUGUGGAUGAAUGCUGACAUCCUUCCUGGGCCAAACGGAAGCAGCAAGGUCGUGGACGCCAGAGCCUUUCUGGACACCGUGACAUCCUUCUUUCCAGAUGUGACCUUUUCCCUGGGUUGGACAACAGGAUGGCAUCCAGAGAAAGUCAAUGAAGGUGGUGAUUCUAAUCAAGAGUUUACUCAAAAGGCCAAAUUUAAUAAUUCACCAGGAAUAAUUUGGCAUGUGCCAUGGUUUUCAUCAGUAAGGGCUCAUCUUCCUAGGAGAAGUUCGUGUACGCACAGAGAUACUAGCACAUUUCAAAGCAUUGCUUGUAAUUAUAAAGGAUGUGGAAUACUCCAAGUAUCCUCCAGUCAGAAACUGGCUGUGUAUAUUGUGGUGUACCUCAUGAUGGAGUGGUACAGCCUGACUAUUUGGACCGGAAAGGAUGACAGUUAUACCACUGAUGAUUUACUUUAUAUUCGAGACUGCUUUAAUAAAACCCAAGUUUUCUAUGAUAUUCUGGAACCACAAAACCAUGAAUUUAAACACGCCAUUGGGAUCCCAGUCUCUCUUUAAGAAUAUAAGAAUACGCUUCUUCUGAAUCAUUUUCUCUUGGUUUGAGAAUCUUUCUCUGUUUUUGUCUGAAUUAAUUGCUGUAUUAAUUGCAAUUAUUGGUUUAUGCUAAAUUUAUCCAAUCAAAAAUGCUUAUUGUGUACUUAUUCUAUCCUUAUAAUGUCUUCAUGUCUGUACGUGGCUGAAAUAUUUUACCAGCUGCAAUAAAGUUGUUUUCAAAUUAUAGUAAAAAUGUUCAAGCCAGGUGUGGUAGCACAUGCUUAUAACCCUAGGACUUGGGAACCUGAGGCAGGAAGAUCAAGAGUUCAAGGCCAGCCUGGACUAUAUUGUGAUACCCUAUCUCAAAAACAACAUUUUGUAACUUCUCUAUAAUCAUCACACAUUAAUUUUGUAAAAAAAAAAAAAAGAAUUAAUAAAUUAACUACUUUUUGAUGAAA